GUCUCCUGUUGGACAGGGGGUAUUUCCGUGUACACAGGGUGGUCUUGAGGGGUAAUUUAAAAAGGUUGGAUCCAUAAACUAUAUGAGAAUGCAGUUCAUUGGCUGAGAUCCAUUGCCCUGCUGAAUCACCAGUUGCACCCGUCCGUCAUUUCCAGAGCCGAGCAUUAAUGUAACAAAACGCUUUCAUCCCAUUCGGACGGACGGAGAAUUAAAUGUCAUUGGAGUCCCGGCGGUCGGAAGCUCGCUGUUUGGUUCCAAGAUUGAAGGUGUUUUCGGUGUGCAGUGGAGCCGACAUACGACCAGUCAGUGCUGAAAUCAGAAACAACAAAACCGCUCCACUGUUUCGCUCGAGCCGCUCCACUUCCGCGGGGGAGGCGGAGCAAGACUGUUGUCCUUCGUAGUACUUUAUUGCAUUUCGUUCGGCAAUAAACAAGUGCUCUUCAAAAUGAAUCCAGCGAGUUUCAGGGACUGCAAGGCCUGGCAGAAGGAGGGCCUGCCUCUGUCCACGUCCAGCAACGAGGCCUGCAAGCUGUACGACGCCCUGCUCACCCAGUACGUGACCUGGCGCAGCGACGAGACCCUGGGAGGCGUGGAGGGGUGCAUCUCCGCCCUACGAGCAGCUGACCCGAACUUCGUGAUGGGUCAUGUGAUUGGCACGGGGCUGGAGCUGGUGGGCACCGGGAGCUCCGUGCGGCUGAACGGGCGCCUGGCGGGCGACGUGGCCCGGCUGGCGGAGUUGGCGGCGGGCCGGGACCUCGCCCCCAGGGAGCGGCUCCACGCCCGGGCCGUCGAGCUCUUCGCCAAGGGGUGUCUCCCGGAAGCCUGCGAGCUGUGGGACGAGAUCCUCCUGGAGCACCCGACGGACAUGCUGGCCGUCAAGUUCGCCCACGACGGCUACUUCUACCUGGGACGGCAGGCCCAGCUGCGGGACUCGGUAGCCAGGGUCCUGCCCCACUGGACCCCGCAGAUGCCCCUGUACAGUUACCUGAAAGGCAUGUACUCCUUUGGAUUGUUGGAGACGCAUUUUUAUGACCAAGCAGAAAAAACAGCAAAAGAGGGUCUGGAGCUGAACCGGGAGGACGGCUGGGCCGUCCACGCCGUGGCGCACGUCCACGAGAUGAGGGCCGAGGCCGACCAGGGCCUGCACUUCAUGGAGAGCCGGGAGAGGGACUGGAAGGUCUGCGACAUGCUUGCCUCGCAUAACUACUGGCACUGGGCCCUGUACUUCACUGAAAAGGGGCGGUACGAGGAGGCGCUCGGCGUGUACGACGACGAGGUCGUGCGACGCUGUAAGGCUUCGGGGUCCCUGCUGGACACGGUGGACGCCUGCUCCCUGCUCUACAGGCUGGAGAUGGAGGGUGUGAAUGUAAAGGAUCGCUGGAGGGAGCUGCUGCAGGUGACCAAGCCUCACACAGAGGACCACGUCCUGCUCUUCAACGACCUCCACUUCCUGAUGACGUCACUGGGGGCCAAGGACGAGGGGACCACUCACCGCCUGCUGGAGACUCUGCAGGAGCUGGCAGAAGCCCCCGGAGAGAAUUUCCAGCACAAGCUGGCGGGAGGCCUCGGGGUGCCCAUGUGCCAGGCCAUGGUGGCGUACGACCGGGGCGACUUCGGGGCCGCCGCGGACCUGCUGCGGCCCCUCCGCUACCGCUUCGCCGAGAUAGGGGGCAGCGACGCGCAGAGGGAUCUGUUCCAUCAGCUACUUGUGCAUUCGGCUAUGAAGUCAGACAAGAAACAGCACCAGAAGCUUGCCAGGUGCCUGCUGGUGGAGCGCGAUGCAGCCAGACCCAACUCCCCGCUCACCCACCGCCUGAUCCAGAGAGCCAGGGCUCUGCAUGCCUGACAGCCAGGCCAGCCCCCGGGGGUGGCCCUCCAUCUUAGGAACGGGUGGUCUUUCCUUCAAAAGGACUCAUCUAAAUCAUUUGUAAAUAUCAGCCGGGAGAGCAGUCCCACCGUCCAUUAUAAAUCUGUAAGGAAUUCAGCCGCAUCAAAUGCAUAUAUUUCAGUGCUGAAUGUGUUGAAAGGGCACGCGAAAGGGCAGCCUAUGAUCGCGCGUUUUUAACUUUUUGGAAUUUCAUCUUCUCGAUCGACUGCAAGGAGUUGGAGCCGGUUUUUUGGGGCGCGGCUGUCGGGCGCGUGCGUAAAGCUCCUCCCCUUUCGCCUCGGCCCCGCCUUCAAAGACCAAAGACCUGUGAAGCCAAGCGGGCUGGCGUAACCGCUUCCUGUGCCGAAGGUCGCGUUGCACGCGCCACGCCCGGCUGUCCUGGAUUCGCGCUCGUAGCCGUGACCUCAUCCGUUCGCUUUCGUAGUGCGCCGGACGAGCGGACUCUGUCCUGAAACGCUCC
Messenger RNA from Anguilla anguilla (European eel), 2348 nucleotides. RefSeq names its product tetratricopeptide repeat domain 38 (gene ttc38). The transcript is spliced from 14 exons. The coding region runs from base 446 to 1846 and encodes 466 amino acids. The record is from RefSeq and is a predicted model, not a curated record. Gene Ontology annotation, molecular function: protein binding. Lineage: Eukaryota; Metazoa; Chordata; Actinopteri; Anguilliformes; Anguillidae.